AGAAAGUAUAUAUAGUUUGUUUUUUAUUUAGUUUUUUACUGCAAAAGAUUUAUUCAUUUAAAAUAGUUUGACGUAGACUUUCCAUCCGAAAGUUUUAAAUGUCUUAUAUGUUGGUGUGGCAUUUGGCAACCGUUUCAACCACAAUUGUGGAAUUCUUGGUUUUUCGAAGUCAGCAAAUAACCACCUUGUUAGAAAAGAAGUUAAACUAAAAAGAAUAUAGAUAAAUUGAAGAAGGAGAAGAAUGGUGGAAAAAGCAGAAGUGAUAAUAGUAGGUGCUGGAACUUCAGGUUUAGCUGCUGCAGCAUGCUUAACACAAAAAUCAGUACCAUUCACUCUUCUCGAAAGAGAAGAUUGUUUUGCUUCCUUAUGGCAAAAAUACACCUAUGACCGUCUUCACCUUCACCUUGGAAAAAAAGUGUGUGAGCUUCCCUUUCUUCCAUUCCCUGAUUCCUACCCUCGCUAUGUUCCUAAGAAGCUCUUCAUUGAGUAUUUAGACUCAUAUGUGAAGCACUUCAACAUCAACCCUUUGUACCACAGAUCUGUGGAGCUUGCGGAGUUUGAUGAGGUGGAUCGGAAGUGGAAGGUGAAGGCUAAGAAUAGAAGCUCCGGUGAGGUUGAAGAGUAUUCUGGAAGGUUCUUGGUGGUGGCUACUGGGGAGACUGCCGAGCCACGUGUCCCUCGGGUUGAAGGUUUGGAGAGUUUCAAAGGGAAAGUGAUGCACUCCACAGGAUACAAGAAUGGGAAGGAGUUCAAAGAUGAACAUGUUCUUGUUGUUGGUUCUGGUAAUUCUGGCAUGGAGAUUGCUUUGGAUUUGUCCAAUUUCGGUGCCAAACCUUCCAUCAUUGUUCGAAGCCCGGUUCAUAUUCUAUCAAGGAAUAUGAUGUAUUAUUCAGGGAUGUUGUUGAAGUAUUUGUCCCUAAGCACAGUGGAGAAGCUGCUUGUUAUAGUGAGUAGGAUAGUGUACGGGGAUCUGAGCAAGUAUGGGUUACCUUGGCCAAGUGAAGGACCUUUCACCAUGAAAAUCAAGUAUGGCAAGUUUCCUAUCAUUGACUUGGGAACUAUCAAGAAAAUCAAGCAUGGAGAGAUUCAGGUGUUAUCGGCAGAAAUAGAGAAAGUUAGAGGUAACGAAGUAUUGUUUAAAGAUGGCAAGUGUCACUCAUUUGAUUCGAUCAUAUUCUGCACUGGCUUCAAUAGAUCAACACAAAGGUGGCUCAAGGGGGGUGAUGAUCUUCUGAAUGAGAAUGGUUUAGUUAAGGCAAGUAAUUGUUCAAAUUACUGGAAGGGUAAGAACAAUUUAUACUGCGUUGGACUUGCACAGAAAGGAUUCUUUGGAGCUAACAGUGAUGCUCAAAAUGUAGCAAAUGAUAUUGCCUCACUUCUCAAUUAACUUGUAACUCUUAAUGUUUUCUUGGCCUGUAUGGUUACCUUUUUUUGUGAUAAACAAAGGGGCAAAACGCCCAAAGACACUACGUAGAAACUAUUCUUGGCCUGUAUGGUUACUUUGAA
Messenger RNA from Arachis stenosperma, 1506 nucleotides. Its product is annotated as probable indole-3-pyruvate monooxygenase YUCCA10. NCBI's taxonomy places the organism in Eukaryota, Viridiplantae, Streptophyta, Magnoliopsida, Fabales, Fabaceae. Gene Ontology annotation, molecular function: NADP binding; flavin adenine dinucleotide binding; N,N-dimethylaniline monooxygenase activity. The coding region runs from base 242 to 1387 and encodes 381 amino acids. The record is from RefSeq and is a predicted model, not a curated record. The transcript is spliced from 4 exons.